CUCCCCUGCAACGUAUGACCUGUCUCUGGCCUUGCCGUGCGGCGCGUUGCGGCUGGUUGUCUGUGCUUCUUGCUGGGCUGUAGGACUUGAUUAACGGUAACUAGCUGGUGUUUCUGACCGACUAGUCGGCUUGUAAAACUGGGAGCCGUUACAGCGCAGCGGAGCCACGAUGCUGAAAUGUAGGACCGUAUGGAAGAAGCUUGCACCUCUUGCUAGAAGCUCCUCGACUGUGUGCCGGCAGAAUGUGAGGAGAACAGUGUUAAACAAUGGCAGAACACCAACAUGUGUACCGGCGGCCAACAUGUCCACCGGGCCGGGAGGUCUGGGUGGAGACAACUUGAAGUACGUCGUCAUGGUUGGAGCAGCUUGCGUUGGUAGCCUGACAUAUGCGUACUUCUUGUUGAAAGGAGACCAAAAAAGAUAUCAGGAGCGUAUGGAAGAAAUUAUGACGAGAUCACAGAGAGCAGCCACAGAAGAACCAGCCGCAACCAUUCAGUCAGAGCCACCUGCUGUGGAAGCCACAAAGACGCAAGCUGUCCCUGAGCCGGUACCUGAAGCAGCACCUUCACUAGAGAAGUCGAGCCCUCCAGCCCCUGAGACUGAAGCAGCAGUCGCCAGUGAAACAACUGCACCACCUCCAGCAGAUGAGCCGGUGGUAGAAGCACCACCAGAAGAGGCAGCAACACCACUUGCUGCACCUGUAGUUGAGGAGGCAGCAGACUCCACCCCUGCCUCUCUCAAGGUACCCGCACACACCCCCUACCUCCUGAUUGGUGGAGGCACUGCCUCCUUCGCCGCUGCCCGGUCUAUUCGAGCCAGAGACCCCGGUGCCAGGGUACUGAUUGUGACUGAAGAGCCAGACCUUCCAUACAUGAGACCACCUCUUUCAAAAGAGCUGUGGUUCUCUGAUGAUCCCAGUGUGACUGAAACGCUGCGUUUCAAACAAUGGAACGGAAAAGAAAGAAGUAUCUACUUUCAGCCCCCGUCAUUCUACAUUAAUCCAGAAGAAUUGGCAAGUGCAGAAAAUGGGGGAGUGGCUGUUCUUGCUGGCAAAAAGGUGGUACACAUGGAUGUGAGGGGAAACAAAGUGAAACUGGAUGAUGAUACUGAGAUUUCAUAUGACAAGUGUUUGAUUGCUACAGGCGGAGUGCCAAGAAAUCUACAGGUCAUCGAAAGAGCCGGAGAGGAGGUGAUGAAGAAGACCACUUUGUUCCGCAAGAUUGAGGAUUUCAAAUCACUUGACAAAGUCUCCAGAAACGUACAGUCCAUCACAAUCAUCGGAGGCGGUUUCUUGGGCAGCGAGCUGGCCUGCGCCCUCGGCAGGAGAUCAAAUGAGUCCAGCCUGGAGGUGAUACAGAUGUUCCCUGAGAAGGGUAACAUGGGAAAAGUGCUGCCUGAGUAUCUGAGCAACUGGACAACAGAAAAAGUCAAGAAAGAGGGUGUAAAAGUCAUCUCCGAAGCGUUGGUGAAAUCUGUGACUUGCAAAGACGAUAAAUUAGAAAUCCACCUGAAGGACGGCCGAUUGGUGAAAACCGAUCACAUUGUUGCAGCAGUUGGCCUGGAGCCUAAUGUUGAUCUUGCUAAGUCAGCCGGUCUGGAGGUGGACUCUGACUUUGGUGGUUUUCGGGUCAAUGCAGAGCUGCAAGCUCGGUCCAAUAUUUGGGUGGCAGGAGAUGCUGCUUGUUUCUACGACAUCAGACUCGGCCGCAGACGAGUGGAGCACCACGAUCACGCCGUCGUGAGUGGUCGACUAGCAGGGGAGAACAUGACGGGAGCCAACAAACCCUACUGGCAUCAGUCUAUGUUCUGGAGUGACCUGGGUCCUGAUGUAGGCUACGAGGCCAUCGGCAUCGUUGACAGCAGUCUACCAACAGUAGGUGUAUUUGCCAAAGCCACUGCCAAGGACACACCUAAAGCUGCUACGGAGAAGUCAGGUACUGGGAUCCGCUCGGAAAGUGAAACGGAGGACACAGCCACCAGCCCAGAGGCCUCUGUAACACCUGCUCCUCCUGUGACGCACAAAGACGACUAUGGCAAAGGAGUCAUCUUCUACCUGAGAGACAAAGUGGUGGUGGGCAUUAUCCUGUGGAAUGUAUUCAACAGAAUGCCCAUCGCAAGGAAGAUCAUCAAGGAUGGAGAGGAACAUGCAGAUCUGAACGAAGUGGCCAAGCUGUUCAACAUUCAUGAGGAUUAGGAUGGCGGAGGCUCAUGGGAGGGAGUUACUCUUCAUGUGAACUCUGGCAGUCAUUGCCACUUUCUUUAAGACACAACUGGUCAUGCAUACCAAAUGGGAGGAUCGAUGUAACUUAUGUCACGUCGCUGAAAUAUUUUCAUAUUUGGAAUUUGUAUCUGCUGCGCUUUUUUUUGUUUGUUUGUUUUUUCUUCAAGAAAAAUCAUUCUCAUCUUCCUGCCACCACAAACUUGUGUGAUUGUCCAUCUGCCUUCCCUUCCAACAGGCUGAAAAUGUUGUACAUUGAUUCUUGUUUCCCUCUGUGUGAUCAGAGCAGCUUGUUCUGAGAAAAGCUGCAAUAAAAGCUAUUUUUAAAUUGGAGUGAACACAAUAUUUUCAGUUUUGCCUCUAGAUAAUAGCACUGAGUGAUAUUGACCUUCAUUCUGAGCUGUGAUUGUUGUUAAAGUCUGUGUAGUUGAGCUCAUCUGUCCUGAAGCAUAAUGUGUACUGCUUGGAAGAUUAACUCUGGUCAUACAUGUGAACUGUAGUGAUUGGACAUGGAAACUGAGUGAGUCAAAGGUCUAACCUCAGCUUAAAGCACUUAUUGUUAGUGUAAAUGGGGACAAGCAGGCUUGUAUAAAAGACACCUGACGAGUUCAUUUCACACUGUGUGGAAGUAUGAUCAAAUUAAGUAAAUCCAAUGUGCAAUCCAACAAAAUAACAUUAAAAUGAAGCUUGGCCUACUUAUCCUGUCCGGAGGUAGAAAUGCGCAAGCAUGCAGAAAUUCUUUUUCUUACUCAAGGCUUCUUGUUAUUAGGAAUGCAUUCAUGUUUUAUACUCUCACACAUUUCUUAUCUUAUUUGACACUGUGGGCUCCAGAGCGAAGUGUGGAAUGGCCUUUCAAGUGUGAGGCAAACACGUGCAGCCAUAACGUCCCAUCGCUUUCUUUGACAUUAAUUUUACAUGAGUAAAUGGCUGAACUGCCUUCCCCCUCUGUAUGGAGGAAUAAACAUGAGCUUCCACAUUUAUAUUUCAAUUUGUCUGGCGAUUUGAAGAUGAAAUAAUUAGACCAGAAACUUUCGACAGUGGCGCUAAACGUGACCUCUGGCUGUUUACUGACACUUAAAGAGAUGUGUUACAUUUUAAUUAAUAGAAAUUAAACGCCUUCAUCUCAUUCCUCCUUUGCAUGCGCCAACAAUCUUGCCAACUUUGUGGUUUACCUUUCUUCUCUCUCCCUGUCUCUUGUAUUUGCAUCCUAUUGUUGGAUGCUUUGAUUGUGUGUUCUCACCAAUGGAUGCGAUUUAGUCUUGAUUUAAAGGAUAAGAUCAAUCUCCAAGGUGUCUUGAUAGAUGCAGAGAAGAUGUUGCGGCCACUUUAAUGUAAAGUUUGUGAACGCUUUUAUUUUGAUGCAGGAAUAGUUAUUGAAAUACAGAAUUUAUUUCACUUA
This is a messenger RNA of Stegastes partitus (bicolor damselfish), 3617 nucleotides long. RefSeq names its product apoptosis inducing factor mitochondrion associated 1 (gene aifm1). NCBI's taxonomy places the organism in Eukaryota, Metazoa, Chordata, Actinopteri, Pomacentridae. Gene Ontology annotation, cellular component: cytoplasm; mitochondrion. The transcript has 19 exons. Bases 170 to 2194 code for a protein of 674 amino acids. Gene Ontology annotation, biological process: mitochondrial respiratory chain complex assembly; apoptotic process. The record is from RefSeq and is a predicted model, not a curated record. Gene Ontology annotation, molecular function: NAD(P)H oxidase H2O2-forming activity; FAD binding; protein dimerization activity.